AUGACUCGCCUGAUGUUCGGGAUCCCAGUAAAAGCGAGCAGCGUCAUGCGUGAACAAGCCUCUAAGCAAGUCUCUCAUGCUCGAGCUGUCUUCUCACAUCGUCGCCCGCCAUCACAUAAACAAGCACCAAGAGAGAAGAAGCAGUUUCAUCCAAUGCCAACUCAGACAACAGCAGAAGAUAUUGGAUUCAAUAACGUUUCGUCAAGGUCAAGUUCCUCCAAGAAAGAGAUUGUCAGCAAGUCAGUCCUAUUUUUGAAAAUGAUGGAUGAGCGCAAUCUCAUGAGAAGGCAAAGAAGAGAAGAGCUGAAGAUCAAACAUGAACAAUCCCGGAAAGCUCGCAUUGAGAUGGAGCAAGAGAAAGAACGGAUGGACAUGCUUCAGCAGCAAGAGCAAAAGAGGUUGGAUAUUGAAAAGGAUAGAGAGAAACAGCUGCUCAAGAUACAAAAAGACUUACAAGUUGAAAUUUUGAAGGAGCAGCAACGACAAAGAUUGCAUCUUGCGAGACUCCAUCACAACCGCUCAUGUCUGAUCUUCUCCGGCAUCCGCCCAUGGUUCCAGUACGUCAGUCUCCAAAGAAAGUUGCGUGACCAGUGGUGCUAUCAAAGAAUGUGCUCACGAUACUUCAAGCUUUGCGUUUUUGCAUUUUCUGAGCAGAAACGACGAAUGUUCAACCGUUUGAAAUCAAGAUGUACUGCAUUGGAUCCGAUCUUUGAUGAGCUGCUCCGAACGAAGAUUCAAACCCUUCUUCAAACCUUUGUGGCUCGCUGGAGCUCUGUUGCAAAGGCUCAGCUGCACGAUCAUAAUAUCAAGUCGUUGAGCUUCAAGAUUGCUUGGGUAGAAAAGGAGAAGACAAGAUUGUUAGUAGAUUCGUUUCAGCUCUGGCUGAUGUUGCUCGAAGAGUCUAAAGUCAUCAAGGAACGACAAAUUCUAAGAGACGAAUUGAGAUGUACUGCAAGAUCAUACCUUUCAAGCCUCAGAAACGGGCAGCUUGAGAUGAUGUUUCUCCUUUGUUACUCAGCAACGAUUCUCGAGCAAAUUUGA
Messenger RNA from Guillardia theta CCMP2712, 1041 nucleotides. RefSeq lists its product as hypothetical. The coding region runs from base 1 to 1041 and encodes 346 amino acids. The transcript has 12 exons. The record is from RefSeq and is a predicted model, not a curated record. NCBI's taxonomy places the organism in Eukaryota, Cryptophyceae, Pyrenomonadales, Geminigeraceae.